This is a messenger RNA of Fraxinus pennsylvanica, 2376 nucleotides long. NCBI's taxonomy places the organism in Eukaryota, Viridiplantae, Streptophyta, Magnoliopsida, Lamiales, Oleaceae. The record is from the annotation of a GenBank genome assembly.
AUGACGACCACCACCAAACGUGCUUACAAGCUACAGGAAUUUGUAGCUCAUUCUUUAAGUGUUAACUGCUUAAAGAUUGGGAGGAAAUCAUCGAGGGUUCUUGUGACCGGAGGAGAAGAUCAUAAGGUCAACCUUUGGGCCAUUGGCAAGCCCAAUGCCGUACUGAGUUUGUCGGGUCAUUCAAGUGGAGUUGAUUCCGUAAGCUUUGAUUCUUCUGAGGUGUUGGUAGCUGCUGGAGCAGCGAGUGGUACCAUUAAGCUUUGGGAUUUAGAGGAGGCCAAGAUUAUUCGCACUCUCACUGGUCACCGCUCCAAUUGUAUAUCGUUGGACUUCCAUCCCUUUGGGGAGUUCUUUGCAUCUGGAUCUCUGGACACAAAUCUUAAAAUAUGGGAUAUUCGAAGAAAAGGGUGUAUACAUACAUACAAGGGUCAUACACGGGGUGUUAAUGCCAUCAGAUUUACACCCGAUGGCCGCUGGGUGGUGUCUGGUGGAGAGGACAACACUGUGAAGCUGUGGGAUUUAACUGCGGGCAAGCUGUUGCAUGAGUUCAAAAGUCACGAGGGCCAGGUUCAAUGCAUUGAUUUCCAUCCCCAUGAGUUUUUGCUGGCAACAGGUUCAGCUGACAGGACUGUUAAGUUCUGGGAUCUUGAAACGUUUGAACCAAUAGGUUCUUCUGGGCCUGAGUCCACAGGUGUGCGUUGUAUGACCUUUAAUCCAGACGGGAGAACCCUUCUUUGUGGCUUGCAUGAGAAUUUGAAAGUCUUUUCAUGGGAACCAAUUAGAUGUCAUGAUACUGUAGAUGUGGGGUGGUCUAGAUUAUCAGAUCUCAAUGUUCAUGAAGGGAAGCUUCUUGGAUGUUCGUUUAACCAAAGUUGUGUUGGAGUAUGGGUUGUAGACAUCUCGCGUAUUGAACCAUAUGAAAUUGGUAGUGCUGCUCAUUUGAAUGCCAACUUAGAGCGUAAAUCUAAUUCUGGUGGUUCAACAAUACUUACUGAGAACACCAUUAAGGGCAACUUGGGCAGGCUUUCCAUUUCACAAAAUUCUGAUACUGCGAAGGAAACUAGACCUCUUGCAAGGCUUUCGGUCUCACGGAAUUCGGAUCUGAAUAGGGACUCUAAAUCUCUUGCACCUGCUGUAAGUGUCCCUGCAACUCCACAAAGGGGAAAUCUCAGUGUUGUUCCAAGAACCACUCAAAUCAAUCCAAUGGCAGUUUCCAAUGUGACAGCCCCCAAGAGGCAUCCUGUAAAGGUCCAGUCAACACCCAAUAUUUCAGUGUUCAAUAGAUCAGAAGUUAUUCCUGUGGUUGUGCCUAGAAAUAAUCCGAGAAUAGAGCAGGCUGCUGAACAAAGAAAAGAAGGAGCUCCACUAAGAACACUGCCACUAUCUAUGCAGUCAAAAACAUCCGAUGUUCGAAAAUUUUCAUCUGUGAGAGAUGACUUCGAGAGGCCUACUAUUUCUUCAUUGUCUGAAAGUGAGGACCCAAGGGCUAUUGAUUCUAGUGAGGUUUCAGAUAGGAGUACCUUUGCUGAAGUUAGGAGCUCAAAUAUUGGGGUUCCUGCAACUGAUAGAAAUGCCAAGGAUGAUAAGUGUAUGCUUUAUGGAGAAGGUGAAAUAAAUGCAUCGGUCGAUGUUCUUGCCACUUGCCAGCGUGAAAGUUAUGAAUUUCGUGGGAACAACAUGCACGGGGAUACCAGUCUCAUGGAAAGUAAAAGAGGAGGUAGAACACGACUUGCUGCAAAUUGGGAGAAGAAAGACAGAAUAUCUAACCAUGCAGUUCUUGCUUCAAGCACACUCUCUCGAAACUUACCUUCUAGAGGCUAUCCUUCAACAGGCGAAAAUGAGUCAGUUUCAGCUAGUGAGGAGAAUGUUAUUGCUGACCUGAUGGAACAGCAUGAACAAUUUGUUGGCUCAAUGCAAUCUCGUUUAGCCAAACUACAGGUAGUCCGCAAUUACUGGCAACGGCAUGAUAUCAAAGGGGCCCUUAAUGCAAUGGAGAAAAUGGCUGAUCGUUGCGUGAUUGCUGAUGUAAUGUGCCUUCUAGCAGAAAAAACUGACGUUGUCACAUUAGAUAUUUGCACGUGUCUUUUGCCACUGCUCUCAGGACUACUUGAUAGUGAACUGGAUAGGCAUAAAGAUAUUUCUCUGGAGACGCUGAUUAAACUGGUCAGAGUAUUUGGCUCGGUGAUCUAUUCUUCAUUGUCUGCACAAUCAUCUGUUGGUGUGGAUAUUGAGGCAGAGCAAAGGCUGGAACGUUGCAACAUGUGCUUUGUGGAACUCGAGAAAGUCAAGCGCUGCCUGCCCCUCCUUACCAGAAGAGGGGGUUCAAUUGCCAAGUCUGCACAGGAGCUGAAUCUAGCACUUAAGGAACUUCAGUGA